Trichobilharzia regenti is the source of this 5842-nucleotide messenger RNA. The record is from the annotation of a GenBank genome assembly. NCBI's taxonomy places the organism in Eukaryota, Metazoa, Platyhelminthes, Trematoda, Strigeidida, Schistosomatidae.
GCCAUUCGGUUGUUGGGAUUAUUUUACAGCUAUGUGCUGUCUGGAGUUUUCAUGAUGAUUACAGUUUAGCUUCGUGAAUAUUGUGGGUCACUCAUAGUGCGCAAUCUUUGAACAUGCAGUCAGCUGAUCGAAAUCCAAUUCUCGGAUAUCAAAUGCUAAACAUAACUGGGGAUGAUGUUACUGAACUCCUUGGUUUUAUGAUCGACGCAGAUUUUAACGAACAAGUGACGAAAUAUUAUCCGAAGGAGACACAGCGGAUAAAUGAUAUUUGCAAUGUACUUUCAUUUGAGGACUGUCCGGCUGAUGUUUUAGAAAACUUGGAUGGCUACUUGUGCGGCCAUUACCCACCACUUAUUUCAAUCCCUCGUAUUCGACAUUCAUCGAUAUCACUGGCAGACUUAGGCCAGCUCAUGCUUCAGUCCAAAUUCGCUCGGUGUCGAACGCGAUUUGUGGUACCUUCGUUUUCAUUUCAACAAAAGUAUGUAUGCCGGUCUAGUACGUUAAGUGGACCAUUGGAAUUUUAUGGCCGACAAGUUGCCACUGUUGCAGGUUUUACUUUUGAUGGGCACGUUGUCAAUCCUCCUUCAGGAGGAGAACUUCAGGACAUAAGUCUCGAGACGGAAAAUGGGCGUCAGAGUUUGGAGAAAUUGCGUGAUGAUGACUGCGAGUUGAUUCGACGUUUAAAUGUCACCUAUAUCUGUGAUUUUAUGUUAGAAUAUAGAAAAAUAAAAUGUUGGGUUCCCAUCAGCUCUUCAGAAAAAGUGGAUCAACAGGGACGCUACAACGAUCUUAUAAUCAUUCCUCUACCUUAUCCUGGUAGUGAAUUCUUUCGUAUAUGGCGUGAUUCUGGUUAUGCAAUGCACAAUUUAUUCUUCGAUUGGAAUCGGUCAGGUGUUGAAGUACCCGUGAACCCAGAUCUUAUCCCCAAAACUCUGUUUUCAGCUUCAAUAGAAUGGAGUUCUUACAAGUCCUGGGAUAUACAUACAAUAACUAUGAACUAUAUGAAACUACUCCUUGGUUUGCUUUAUGAAGGUGCUGGCGGAUUGUUGUUACACUGUGUUUCUGGAUGGGAUCGUACACCAUUGUUUAUUUGUCUUUUACGCUGUCUAUUAUGGGCAGAUGAUUUAAUGCAUUCUAGUCUCAAACCAAUUCAAAUGUUAUAUCUGACUUUGGGUUAUGAUUGGUUUUUAUUUGGUCAUAAAUUACAAACACGUAUGGAGUUAGGAGAAGAGAUAUUACGAUUUACAUUCCAGUUUAUCAGUGAAAUGGCGAAUUGUACAGAUUUAUCACUGCGUAAAGUGUAUGACAUUCACGUUACAGCUGACUCUAAAAAUUCAGAUUCAGAUGAUUCACCGUUUAUUGACCUACGUUCUAGUGAUGAUUUACAACGUUUAAGACAAUCACGAUUGGAAGAGCUAUCCACAUUAUUCUUUCAGUAUUGGAAUAAAGAACUAAGAGAGCAUGUAAAUCGGUUUAAUGUCAACAAUAAAAGCUCCGAUAUCAAUGAAUCUGUUACUUUGGAUAAAAACACAUGCAACACAAGAAAAUCAAUUUGUAAAGAUGACACAAUCUCUGAAAGUUCAAAUAAUCCAGAAAAUAAAGAUGAAACAUUAACAGAUGUAAAUUAUAUGAAUAGAAAUCGGAGUAGUCGGUCUGGAAGUCAACAAUCAAUUGUUUACAAGUAAAUCCUUGGCUUCUAAGUUUUACAUAAGCCAAUAAAUAAAUAAAAUAAAUAAAUGAAAGCCGUCGGUUACUUUUGGGAUAUUAUAUCAAAUGUUCUGACUUCCGCUGUUUCAGUUGUCACCACGAAUUUAGUUUCAUCAAUAUUACCGUCGGCAUCUUCAUCUUCCUCCGAUUCAAAUAUUAACAGUAACAAUAAAACGAAAAUAAGAAAAGAUUCAGUUACAUAGAAGAAAGUUGUGCUUUUUGUUUCAGUACUAUUUCUAAAUUAUAUAUAUAUAUAUAUUUCUCUAAUUAUUGACAUUUGGUUUUUUGAAUGCAAAUUAUAAUAAUGAAGAUGUUUCAUGCAGAUAAAGUAAUCUAUGAUGGAUCCUUCUUAAAGAACGAAAAAUAAACUAUAUCAUAUAUACACAGUAUGCUGAUGAUUUGAGUAUUGCUUUUUGAAAAACCUUAUUUUUGUUUUCCUGAAUAAUUUGUUAAUGUAGUUUUGUUUUCGCUUGUGUUUGUCAUCAUUCUUUUCGAUUAGAGAAUAUUAUGUUCAUUUAUUUAGCUCAUAUAUAUUUGUAUUCGUACAUAAUUUGUUUGUUUGAUUCAAAAUUAUUAUUUAAAUCCAUGUGUAACUUGCUUUAAUUACUACAUACAUAUAAAGAAAUAUAAGGUAGUCAGGAGGGAUUUUAAUGUUUAUGACAUUGCAUUGUCUGUUAACUGCGUUCAAGUGACUGAUUAUAUGUAUAACAAAGGUGAAAGUAGAAAUUUAGUAAAAUGCUAAUCAUAGUGGUGAUAACUUGAGAGGCUUUCCGAGGUGGACACCAGGAAGGAGCAAAUAAGUUUCAAAUUCUUUUAUUUAUUCUGUUGUUCAGUCACUUUUGGUGUUAUGCAUUCCUCAGUAAUUGGUGUAUCCCGAUAAAGUAAUACGAUUCAAAAACGUGCCGUUGAUCAUCACGAAACUCAAACUACCGAUCUUUAGUGUUGUUUAAUAUUGUGUAGUAAGUAGUUUUUUCCGAUAUCGUUUUAUUUUGAUUUGCUGACAAAUCAAAUUCUCUUGCUGACGAAGUAAUAUUAUCUUUAUCUAUGGGUGCAUGUAAACAUUUGAACAUUUCUGUAGUUACAGAAAACUUAUUCACUCUAAUUCAGAAACAUAAUUGUGAUCUCGUACAAUUAUUAUUAUUAUUGCUCUCUUGGGCUCCUAGUGGAACAUAGGGCUUCAACUUCACGUCUCCAUUUGCUUCUGUCUUCUGCUGUACUUUUCAUCUGCCUCCAUGUUAGUCCAUACUGUUUCAACUCCUCUUCACACGAUCUCCUUCAUGUCACCCUUGCACUGACGUCCCACACGCCGCUUCCCUUUCGGCCUGGUUCCACUCGAGGGCUUAACGCGCGAUGUCUCCCAGAGGUCUCCUCAGCGAGUGUCCAAUCCAUCUCCACUUUCUCCUGCAUAUUUUUUGGGCGAUUGGUUCUUGCUUUGUUUGUUCCCAUAAUUCCUUGUUGGUGAUUCUUUCCGGCCAUCUGAUCUUCAGUAUAGAGAGCGAAGACAGUUGUUAAUAAAGGCUGGUCUGCAACAGGCUGUUGGAAAUAUUCUUUGUGACCCUUCAAGUUUCUGAUCCGUAUAGAAGAACUGACUGACUUGACGUUUGUAUUGAAAAUCCGACUGGAUUUUGUUGUUGAUGCUGAGUGACGAAGAUUUCCAGAUUGAUUUCAGGUUGGUGAAUGUGUUUCUCGCCUUCCCGAUUCUCGCUCGAUUUGACAUCCUCGUCCGUUCCUCCUGUAGUUGAGACAAUGCUCCCUAGAUAAGUGAAUGAAGUAACCUCUUUCAAAUCCCUCCCGUUGAUGGUGAUUGACGCUGGAUGUUGCUGCUGUUGUUGUUGUUGGUUGGUUAUUUUCAUCACCUCCGUCUUGUCUAUGUUCACCUGGAGUCCUGUCUUCGCCUGCUGCUUCUUCGACCAGUUUGUCGGUUUUCGCUUGUAAGUCUUCGACUUUGUGUGACAUCAAACAUAAAUCAUCCACGCGCGAAAUCCAGGUCUUCUAGGUUCUUCACGUCGGUCCAGGAUAUCCCUGUCUUCUCGUUUCCCACUGUCUGACGCAUAAUCCAGUCAGUCCACCACAAUUAGGAAUAUCAUUGGUGAUAAUAAGCACCCUUGUCUGACUCCUGUGUUUACUCCAAACGCCUCGCUGAGUUUUCCGUUGUGGAUCACUUGACAUGUGCCGUUGUCGUACAGCUGUUGAAUAAGGUUGAUGAAUAUUUGGGGUACACCGUAGUACUCGAGUAGUUUCCAAAUUACUUCACGAUCAACGCUGUCGAAGGCCUUCUCAAAGUCUAUAAAGUUGAGGUAGAGGUUUGAUCGCCAUUCCAUGCUUUGUUCUGUGAUGAUGCGUAGAGUUGCAAUUUGGUCAGUACAUGAUUUGCCUUUCCUGAAUCCAGCUUGUUCUGGUCGGAGUUCUGUCUCCAGUGCGUCCUUUAUUCUCUCCAGGAUGAUGCGACUCAGGAUUUUACUUGGCGUCGACAGGAGCAUGAUUCCUCGCCAGUUCUUGCAGAGUGGGUCCUAAGUCGCCCUUCUUUGGUAGUUUCACGAGGUAACCUUUCCUCCAGUCAGUAGGCACCUUUCCCUCCUUCCAGACCUUUUGCAAUAAUGGAGUCAGCAUGUCUGCUGUAGUCUCUGGGUCCGCUUUCAGUGCUUCAGGGGGUAUUCCAUCUGGUCCGGCUGCUUUUCCAGCUUUCAGAAGCUUGAUUGCGUUCAAGACUUCAGCUCUCGUUGGGGGAUUGGUGUCAACUUGCAGUUGUGUGCGCGCUGUUGUUGGUAUUUCUGGACGGGUUGCAGGUGAUGGUCGGUUCAAGAGUCCUUUGAAGUGAUCCGCCCAUUGUUUAAUCUGUUUUUCUUCCUUGGUAAUUGGGUUCCCUUGGCUGUCUUUUAUAGGUUUCGCUUGUGUUGAUCUCUUCCCGGAUAGAGAUUUGGUUAUCUGAUAUAAUGUCCUCAGGUCCCUUUUGCCUGCUGCCUUCUCAGCUUCAGUGGCGAGGUUGUCGUAGAAUCGUCUUUUGUCCUUCCUAGCACUCUUCUUCACUUCUUUGUCCAGUGCCUGUGUAAGUUGAGCUCAUCGUCUCCUUCUCCUGUCCGUCCUUGCAUUGAAUCAUUUUCUCUUUCACCAUUCUCCUCUCUUCUAUUAAUUUCCAAGUGUCCGUUGAGAGCCAUUCCUUGUCUUGUCUCUUCUUUCUUCCUAGAACCGUUGAACACGUUUCGUUGAGAAUCGCCUUCAGAGACUUCCAAUGUUCUUCCACGCAUGAUUCUUCAGUGAUGUCGCGUAGUGUUUCCUGCUUUGCUCUGACAGUUGCAGUGAAAGUGUCUUUUGUGGUUGUGUCCUUCAGUUUCUGAGUGUUGAACUGGUAUUGUGGCCUAUACCCAGCUAUCCUUGAGGCUCGUACAAGAUAUACAGUUAAUAACUGAACAAAAUUCCUGCAAAAGUAAUUCUUCAAGAUAUUAUAAUAAAUCUUUCUUUUCAGUUUACAUCUCUGGCUAGAACUUAUGCUGUUUAAAGCACAUUUUAAUGCAGUGAAGUCUGGCGGUGUAUAGUGUAUUUCAGCUGAAGGAGUAUUGAUUUUUAAAAUUACCCAAUCACUAGUUCUUUAAAUGUAUUCCUGCAUCAAAAGCUUUUUCAUACAAGUAUCUGCUUCUUAGUUUCAAUUUCGUGAAAACAUUUCUUUUUUAUCGUAUUCACUCAGUCACUAAGUACGUUGAGUCUAACGAACUGGAUUGUGAAAAACCUCUUUUUCAUGGUUGAAUAAAGUGGCCUUCCUGGUCAAAUUUUAGUGUACCGAUUCAAUUACUUAUUGAAAUAUGCGAAAUGAAACGGUUCCAGAAGAUACACUCUUCCACAACUUAAUUUCUGACCUUUUUACAAUAACAAUUUUGCACGGUUUUGUUGUACAAGAUUGAAUUGCUAUAAAUAAUACUUGAUUCGAAAAAGCAACUCGGAUGAAGCUCAUAGACAGUGACAAUUUUUAAUAGUAUGCGAAAAAACGACAAAGGUAAUGGAAUAAGGAUAAUUAACAUGUUAGAUUGCAUAAUAAUAUUAGCAGCUUUAUUCCAAACGGUAUUUGUGGUACAGGUAUGGAAUUUUCAGCGUGCAUUACAGUAUAUUGCAUCUAAUUACCUCAUAAAUUAUAUAAGAUUUU